GCACCGGGCAGGUCCGUGCCGGUCGUGACGUGCGUGCCGAGCUGUUCCGACCUGCCGUGAGCCGUGACCGUGACUCGGGAGUGCCAGUGAGAUAUGUGGGUCGCCGUGCCGCCCGGGAGAAGGGGCUCCGUCCCCUGACUUCCAUGUAGCCGGGGACCAGUGCGGUUGAGGCGGACAUGACAGGAUGCUGGAACGGCGUCGUGGCCUUACUGGUGGUCAGUCUAGCGUCAGGCGCCGGCUCCCAGCGUCCCACGGGUAUCAACAAGCGUCACGACGUCUACAUCGCCGGCUUCUUCCCGUUCGGCCGUCACGUGCCCGAGAGUAGUGUGGGUCGUGGAGUCAUGCCCGCCGUCAAACUAGCCGUGGACCACAUCAAUGAGAGCCCCCAGGUCCUCCGCAACUACCGCCUGCACAUGUGGUGGAACGAUACUGAGUGCAACGCCGCAGUGGGUGUGAAGGCGUUCUUCGACAUGAUGCAUGACGGUCCCCAUAAAGUCAUGCUCUUCGGCGCUGCCUGCACACAAGUCACCGACCCCAUCGCCAAGGCCUCCAAGCACUGGCACCUCACUCAGCUGUCGUAUGCUGACACACACCCGAUGUUUACUAGCCUUCAUUUUCCUAAUUUCUUCCGUGUGGUGCCUAGCGAAAACGCCUUCAACUUGCCCAGGUUAAAAAUGAUGCAACACUUCAACUGGAACAGAGUCGGCACUAUAUAUCAGAACGAGCCCAGGUACUCUCUGGCUCACAACCGCUUGGUCGCCGAACUCGACCAGAUGAACUUCACGGUGGCCGAGACGCAGAGCUUCGCCAAUGAGGUGGCCAAUGCGAUCCUUAAACUCCAAGAGAAGGAUAUCCGUAUCAUCCUGGGAAACUUCAACGAGAGUUGGGCUAGAUCGAUAUUUUGUGAGGCUUACAGGGUCGGGAUGGUGGGGAGGAAGUACCAGUGGCUGAUCAUGGGUACCUACGGCGAGAAGUGGUGGCAGGACGAGACUGCGCCUUGCUCCACGGAGCAGCUACAGGCCGCCCUAGAGGGCUGUAUCCUCACCGACCUCCUGCCCUUGGCGACCAGUGGGGAGAUCACCGUCUCGGGCAUUACGGCGGACGAGUACAGGCAAGAGUACGACUCGAGAAGAGGACAAGAGUACUCGCGGUUCCACGGCUACACGUACGACGGCAUCUGGGCGACGGCACUGGCCAUACAGCACGUAGCGCACAGGAUACGGCACUUCCGGAAAAACCAAACCGUCGUGGACUUCCAGUACAGAGACCCCCUCUGGGAGCAGCUCUUCCUCGAGGCUCUUAGGAACACUAGCUUUGAAGGCGUGACGGGUCCAGUGCGUUUCUAUGACAACGAGCGGAAGGCUAACAUCAUGCUCAAACAGUUCCAAAAUGGUGAAGAGGUGAAGGUGGGAGAGUUCAACGGAGUGACACAGCAGCUUGACCUGAGCAAGGGUCAGGGUAUCUGUUGGCCAGAAGGUCGUGGGCCACCCAAGGAUCGCACCCUGCAGCAGUUCGAGCACUCCCACGUAAACCUCGCCAUAUACGCGAGUCUAGCCGCUACUGCUUCGUGUGGGAUUAUCAUGGCCGCCGUCUUCCUAGUCAUAAACAUCAAGUACCGUAACCAGAGGUAUAUCAAGAUGUCCAGUCCGCACUUGAACAAUCUAAUAAUCGUGGGAUGCAUGCUGACGUACAGCAGCGUGAUAUUCUUGGGAAUGGAUUCGCGGCUGACGAGCGAACACGCGUUCCCCUACAUAUGCACGGCUCGAGCAUGGCUCCUGAUGGCGGGUUUCUCCCUGGCUUUCGGGGCGAUGUUCUCCAAGACUUGGCGCGUCCAUUCCAUCUUCACCGACGUCAAGCUCAAUAAAAAGGUUAUAAAAGACUAUCAGCUGUUUAUGGUGGUUGGGGUACUCCUCGUAAUCGACAUGGGGAUCAUGACCACGUGGCAAGUGACUGACCCGUUCUACAGGGAUACAAAGCAGAUGGAGCCAUAUUCCCACCCCCACAGCGAAGAUAUAAUAAUAAUUCCAGAGAACGAAUACUGCCAGAGCAAUCGUAUGACAAUCUUUGUCGGAUCCAUUUACGCUUACAAAGGACUGCUCAUGAUUUUUGGGGCGUUCUUGGCUUGGGAAACUCGACACGUGAGCAUACCCGCCCUGAAUGACUCCAAGUACGUAGGUAUGAGCGUCUACAACGUGGUGCUCAUGUGUAUCAUGGGCGCUGCUAUAUCCUUCGUCCUGUCUGACCAACAGGAUGCCUCCUUCGUCAUGGUCUCUAUCUUCAUUAUUUUCUGCACUACCACCACCCUUUGCCUUGUUUUUGUGCCAAAGUUGGUAGAACUGAAGCGGAACCCUCAGGGUGCCAUUGACAAAAGAAUUAGGGCAACUCUGAGACCGAUGGGACAGAAAAGAAGAGACUCUUCGGAGCUAGAGGAAAGACUGAGAGACGCCAAGAACCAAAAUCAAAGAUGUAGAACGAUCUUGCUCGAAAGAGAAGCGGAGUUACAAGUGUUGCUGAGACGACUAGGGACAGACGACAACCGACUGGCGCCCCCUCAGGCGGAGGUUGGACAACUCAGGAGGGAAGAAGAGUUUACAACGCAAGUGAGCAACGCGAGGCUGAACGUCUCCGCUCCCUCAGCAACAGAGACUACGGAUGUCAGCUCGCUCUGCUCCCUCAACUCCUCCCAGGACGGGGAGUAUGUCAACCUCAUUGACGCUCCUGCAGUUCAAAAGAAGAAGACCUCAUUCGGAGGGAAGAUACCAUCGAUAGCCGUGGAGGAUUCGGUGCCGCCGUCGCCGGGCCUGGCAGUGAUCUCUGAGGGUGGGGGUGGCACGAUGAGGGAGCGGAUGCCGUCACCGCCGCCCAACGCUAAGGCUGUCUCUUGGGAGGGUGAACCCCGCACUCCGGUGAUGUGCCAGGCAGCUCUCAGGCGAAGGUCCAGUGCCAGUCGACCUCCUGCGGCCCACACACCUCCGGCCCCUCGCCGCACCAGUGUGCCAGGUCGCCGCUCUCACCCGACCUUCGUGCACCAGGACGAGCUGUGGCUCACGCAGAGACACUGUAGACCCCGCUGUUUGCUCAAUAACGCCUCACCCCCAGAAGUAUCGGACGAGGAGGUGUCGGUGAUCCAGCGCUCAGUGUCCGAGCGGAACAGGGAGCGAGACAAAUGCUGCCACCGCCCCCUGAAGAAGCCCACCCCUCCCCACGUGCAGAGCACCCCUAACGUGUUGGCGGGGGCCGUGUCCGAGGGCGAACUGUUAGACCUAGCGAUCUUGCCGAUCUUUCAAAAACUGCUCACCGAGAGACGCGGGGCGGCGAUCGCCUCCUGUCCUAACAUUGCGAUCAAGUGUGAUAUCGUAGAGUACCUUUAACAGUGUCCAGUGCGUACGAUGGAGACUUUCUUUUUAAUUGGCUAGCGUGAGUAGUGUGGCCGAACUGACGAGGGACUUGAGUUGGUUCAAUAAAGCAAACUAAGGAAAUGUGUCGGACAGAGAUCAUUCAAUUUGCUCGUUUUUUUUUUCGGCAAAUUUUAACAAGUAAUCGGAAACAGAACACUACACUUUUACAGAGAUACAAAAUGUUAAACUUUAAAUAAGAAUAUUGCUUUUACUGAUCUCCAUAAUGCCGUACUCAAUCAAACAACCCUUGGCUAUAUGGAGAACUGAAUAAAAUCGAAUCGGAAUCAUUUUGCAUUCCUUUUAAAGUCAUUAGAAAAGAUCUUACUUAUAUGCAAGUUGUAUAAACACUGUCAUUCCGAGGUUAGGUUGUAAUACCGUUUUACAUUUCAAAAUCAAAGUUUUCUACUUAUAUACGAGUAUUUAUAAACUUACCAACGGAAAAAUUAUUAAAUCACAUUAAAUUUACCCAACAGCAAAAUAUGAAUAAUUUCUGUCACAGUGCACAUAAAAAUGUAGUUCAUAUGUUGAAAAUUUGUAUAAAAUAUUUUUACAAGUGAAUGGUACUUGCGAAGCGUGUGUGUCUUUUCACGUUUUAUUCUGUCCGUACACACUGUACAUGUGAUCAUUUUUAUCAACCUUGGUCAUUUUUAUAUUUGUGUGAAUGGAUUCAAGAGUUUUAUAAAUAUUUAAUCUGUUCAUUUCUGGGAAAUUAGAGAGGGUAAUCUGGGUAAUCUGUUCGAUGGCAUGUGUAGUAGAUAAAAGUUGUCUUGCCGGUUGUCAGAUUAAAAAUUACAUGUCUCGAACUUUGUAUUAUUUAUUUAUUAUGAAAAAAUGAGAGCUCUCGUUGUCUUCUCACCAGCCCGAGAGUACAACGAUAGCUAAAACUAUUACAUAGAGAAAUAGCAAAAAGUACUCGUGCGAUUACGUUUCUUAUUUUAAUUUCCGUUUUUCCAGUUUAGAAAAAAAGUAAAACCUAAAAUAUCCAAAGGCACAAAACAGAACUUGUGUGAUACACUGUUUUGUGCAACUCUUGAUUUCUAUUGCAAUAUUUAUUUACAAAAUAGGUAGAUCAGAUCUAGUUAUAUUGUCCUACGUUUUCUUUUUUAUAUUUUACUAUCGAUAUUAUUUGGCUGAUUCCUUUAUAUUUAUCUGAUUGUUUGUUGUUGCAGAUUAAACAUGUUUUAUUAAUCUUUGUUGUUAAAAUAAAAUAAUAAUUUGUCAUGCAAUUUAUUAAGCUGUUAUUGUAUAUCGUUUAAAUUUAUUUCCACACCAUACAAUUUAACGUGGUUAUUUCUACGGAUAUGUUUUAGGAGUACCCAUAAAUGGCAACAUAGAAAGCAAAGCAAUUUAUAACUGUUCAAUUAAGGAUGUUGAGUUACGUACCUGGUAGGCCGUAAUCCUAAUGUUGUGUUGUUAGAUAAUUAAUUAAGUAAGAAUACCUGCUGGUUGUGUUUAGGAUGACUGAAUCAAUGUUUUGAAUAAUACCCGUUUAGGUGGUUUGUUAAAUAAUUUACGUUUGUUGUUUCUUCUACUGUAUAUAAUAAAAUUCUACAUAAACAUUAGUUUAUCUUGUUGUUAUAAAAUACGUUGAAUUAAAAAAAAUCUGUUCAUAACCUAGCAAUAUAAAUUUAAUGUAAAGGUAAACGCAAUUUCUGUUCUUUGGUUUCUUGUAAACAACGAAAAUUUACGUUAUUUGACAAUGAAUUUGAGUGUGAAAAUGUUCUUACUUCUUGUGGGGGUAUAAGAAGCGACCUUUGUUGAUUUUAAUCUGUGAAGGAGACAAAUAUUAUUUAUUGUUAAAGUUCGGUAAUUAAAAUUGUAACUUUUAAUAAACUGCAUGGAAUUAUUGUGUUCUGAAAUAUUAGGCCGUACUGAUGUAACACAAAAGGUUAACGUAUAGGAAAUCUCAUAUAUUUGCCUUUCAUGGAAAUAUAAACCAAUGAAAAUGAAAGUGUUACAGAUUAAUAGAAUGUUAUAUUCUAAAUCAUUGUUGUCGCUUAGUAUAUUAAGUGUGUAGAAACAUUGGAAACGCUUAUUGGUUCUGUUAAUAGUUCAAAAAGGUCUUGACUUUAAAUUAAAUACUUUAAAUUUCGAAUUCAGAUAAUCUAUUAUUGUAUUGUAUUAUAUUAUAAUAUAUUUUCGUGUAUUGAAUGCAAACUGUUACUUAUCGGAGAUAAUAUGGUAUUUGUUCUGAUCCUUUAGGAGUAAGCAAUUUUCUUAGACAAAUAAAAACGGUCCCUUUUUGGCCAAAUGAA
Molecule: messenger RNA, 5653 nt
Organism: Homalodisca vitripennis (glassy-winged sharpshooter)
Lineage: Eukaryota; Metazoa; Arthropoda; Insecta; Hemiptera; Cicadellidae
Gene: GABA-B-R2
Product: gamma-aminobutyric acid type B receptor subunit 2
Exons: 17
Coding region: 177-3371 (1064 amino acids)
Biological process (GO): G protein-coupled receptor signaling pathway; gamma-aminobutyric acid signaling pathway
Cellular component (GO): membrane; G protein-coupled receptor heterodimeric complex
Molecular function (GO): G protein-coupled GABA receptor activity
Source: RefSeq, a predicted model, not a curated record